GAAUGUUCAAUGCAAAUGUGAGCGAGAGCUUUAAUUUGCCUUUGCUACCCCCACUGCACUCAUCAACUUUCCAAUUCUCAUUCACCACCCACUUUCACUCUGGCAACAGUUUCUUCAAGGGAACAUGUUUGUUAGGACAGAUACCACUGCAUUUCAAACUUGCUGAUCCUCUCUUUUAAAAAUGAAGAUCGUAAGGAUCAAGAAACUGUCUGAUGCAGGCAUGCUGCUUUUUGCAGCACUUUUAGUUUUUAGCCAGGCCUCAAAUGUGGGGUCUGCAGAUGUGACCUAUUGGGCAGAGGUCAUGAUUGAGGGUAAUAAGACCUUAAAUGUUGCUGCCAAUCUUCCUGGAAUCAUCGGAAUUGUUUUGGAUACAGGGGUGACCAUUACAAAUGCUGAAAUAGCCGCAGAGUGUGAGAUAAUUGGCACCAAUUCAACAUGCUGGUGCGGAACAGACUAUGUUUGGAGCAACCUUGUGUGUGACACUGUCAAUAAAUGCUGUAAUGUGGACAAAUGUGUGGCAAAUAUAUCACAAUACACACCUCUGUGCCUGCCCAAAACUAAUGUUUCACUCAUCGGAUUGCUCACUGGUUCCGCCUCAAAUGUCAGUGCCUCGUUGGACAGCGCUUUCCGUGUGCUAAAUGCCUACAACUCAUUGACUAUCCUAAGCACAGUAUACACAGGGCUAAAUACGUACGCUCACAAUUUCUCGGUGUCUCUGAGUUCUGUGUUUUCCACCCCCAAAGUUCAAAGCAUAAUAAGUACUUUGCGGAGUAAUGCAACAGUGUAUUCCCUCAAUGUUAGGUCACUAGGUAUGGUAUACAUGGAGGCACCAACAGGGAAGGUGUGUUACAAUUCAAAACAACAACUGAACUGCACCAGUAUAGAACGGAUGGAGAGGUGUGUGUGGCAAAUGGUCAGAGGGGACGAAACACCUCUGAUUCUGGGACCGGGGAGUGAAAUAAUGCUUUCAGACAUUUGUACAGAAACAUCAACAGUCACACUCCUAAAGACAAAUGGAUUUUGGUCAGGAACAUACAUGUGCCUUUUUGUCACUGGGAACAUAGCUCACAUGGCCUUGGCACCUAUUCAAAUCGCACUUUUGCCAGAGGUGAUUAAUGUGACAAGCACUCCACAGACUGCCGACUGCACUGAGGCAACAAGCACCAAAGUUACCGUUUCAUGUUCCAUUGAAAACAGCACUGAAACCUACUCAGCUCAGUUAAAAGUUGGAACUACAGAAAAUAUCGCACCAACUAGAGAAGAGAUCAGUGGAGUAAUCAAGUUUACUGCAGAUUUCACUGUUAGCUGUCUGGCAGAAGGCAAACCACGUGCAAUUGACGGUGGUUGUACUAUAUCGAACAGUUUGAAUCAGCAGCGAAAUCGCACAAUAAGAAUACCGAUAAUUUAUCCCAGUGACCUGUUUUGUGCAGCGGAAAAUGUUGAUCUUAAACAAUGGCCGAAAACAAAGAAUAAUGAAACAGCAGUUAUAGAUUGUGUUGAACAAGGCAGACAGGGAACAUUAAAACGCAAAUGCCUUGGAAGCAAAUGGGGGGAAGAAGUUUCUCUGUGUGUCAAAGCUAUCCUGAAUACAGUGAGCUUGCAAGCAAAGGAUUUUGAAAAAGGACUUGGAGCAACACAAGAGGGCGCUCGAUUAAUCUUUCAAAGUUUGAGAAAUAACACCGCAUCUGAAGUGGCAGAAAACACGUUUGGUGAUGUCAAGGCUGGAAUAUCUGUUUUCCAAACUAUGAAAAAUGCAUCAGCCAACAUGCCACUGGGCGAGGACCUUCUGGAAGAUUUCCUCGAAUCGGCCAACAGUAUGCUGAACAUAACCUGGGAAGUAGGAGACGAGGAAGAAAGUGGUGCACUGGCCUCACAAUAUCUGUCAUCUGUAGAAGGGCUCGUCAAAAGCAUCAGAAUAAAUGCCAGCGAAGGUUACAAUACUUCCAACAUUCAGUUCCAGGUGUGCCGUGGUGGCCCAUCCUGCAACAACACUGUCUUUGGUGUGGAUGUGGAGCUGAACGCCACAGCAGACAUGGUGAAAACAGUAGGGUUACAGAGCUUGUCCAACCGCCUACCAAAACAGGGCUACGAAAACGCAUUUUUUCCUAGCAUAGUUGUGUCCGCCACUGUUGAGAACAAUUCUUCUCCAGAUGUAAACAUCAAACUGGCUUUUCCAAAUGAUGAGGCGGGCGCUGAAAUGCUUUGCGUGUUCUGGAACGUCACAGAGCAGAGGUGGUCGGACGAAGGCUGUGAAUUUGUUCGAGGCCCUGGAAACACUGCCUACUGUGCAUGCAAUCAUCUCACCUCCUUCUCCAUGCUGAUGUCCAAGCAUUCUGUUAGCAUGCCUUUCCUGGAUCAGAUCACUUACAUCGGACUGGGAAUCUCCAUCUGUUCCCUAAUCAUUUACAUCAUCAUCGAGUGCUUGGUCUGGAGUACCGUUGUCAAAUCCAACCUCUCCCACUUUCGGCACACCGCUCUCCUCAACAUUGCAUUGUGUCUGCUCCUGGCUGACUGCAGCUUCUUAGCUUCCUCCUUCCCAUCUAUUCUAAAUGAUACCUUGUGCCUGGUUCUGGUGGUGGCCAAGCAUUACUUCUUCCUGGCCAUGUUUUUCUGGAUGCUGUGUCUGAGCGUCAUGCUGGUCCACCAGCUCAUUUUUGUCUUCAGCCGCAUUGGGAAAAAGGUCUACAUGAUCCUGGGGUUCACCAUCGGCUAUGUGUGUCCAACACUGACUGUAGCAAUUACAUAUGUAUACUACGACAAAGCGACUGACGUACCCUACUACAGCACUAAGACAUGCUGGCUUACGUACAAGUCAGCAAUGGUAGGAUCCAUCCAUGCGUUUCUCAUACCUGUUGGGACAAUUGUGUUGGUGAACAUGUUUGCCAUGGUGAUGGUCAUUGUAACAGUCUUAAAGCCAUCUGGGGCAGAGACCAACAAAAAGGGGGACAAAGAAGCAGCAAAGAGUGUAAUCAAAGUGAUUAUCUUCCUCACGCCUAUUUUUGGUGGAACUUGGAUUCUGGGACUCUUCGUUUUUCUGAUGGACGACUUCACACAGUUUACAACUUAUUUGGUCCAUUACUUGUUCACCAUACUCAACUCACUUCAGGGAUUCUUCAUCUUGUUGACGGGAUGUUUCGCAGAAAAGAGGGUCCGAGAUGAAAUAUUAAGGAUAAUUAUGUUUGGGAAAUCAGGUAAAGCUCAAGGCACGACCACGACUGUCACAAAUAAAUGAUCCAUACAAGUCAAUGCACAUAAGAUGGAGCGUAUAAAACAAUACAGAACACGGAUCCACCAUUGAAACCAUAGCAGCAGCUACAAAAAUAGGAGAGGGAGCUGUUUGGUGAAGACUUCAACAUCUUUGGAAGAAAGUCCAAAGGUUAUUUAUUUUUACUUACUGUUUAAGAGUAGGAACAAACAAUCCAAGUGGUCUUAUUCACAAUAGAUGUUGUUUGUGUUUUGUAAGAGCUGCUGUAUAUAAUUAGCAAUAAUCCAUAGUUUUCUACCCCUUGUCUUUUAUUUAAAACAGUUCUGUAUUUCUGAUAAGGAUCAUCUAUCUCUCUUUAAUGCAAUGUAAAAUUUUGCUGUUUAAUAUCAUAUUAAUGGUUACCUACUUUGGCUGUAAUAACAAUGUACAAUUAGUUUUAGCUGAGCUUCUAUUUUGCAAAGCAUAUGAAACUGUGGCAUUAACUGUUUUCAUAAGUCAAUAAUGAUUUUACUGUAAAAAAAAAAAAAAAAAAAACAUGUAACAAAAUAUCUGAACCUAAGUUCAUGUAGCAUGUCUAAGCACUCAGAUUGAUAGUUAGGAUUUUAAAAUGACAAGGCAGCUUGACAAAUUAUAAUUUUAUUUGUUUAUUUAUAAUUUUUUGUAAAAAUAUAUUUAAAUAUUUCUCUUGUUAAAUCUAUUUCCUUGUUUCUUGUAAAUGCAUAUGAAAAAAAGAGAGAUUAUGUUGUUAAUAAAUGAAAAUUUUAGUAUGAAUUAAGAUAAAUUAUGGACACUAUUGUUAGAUGAUUCAUCAAUAAAAUGCUUUGCUUAUCAUAAAUCUUUUUCA
Xyrauchen texanus (razorback sucker) is the source of this 4049-nucleotide messenger RNA. It is a transcript of the gene adgrf3b, whose product is annotated as adhesion G protein-coupled receptor F3b. Gene Ontology annotation, molecular function: G protein-coupled receptor activity. Gene Ontology annotation, cellular component: membrane. The transcript has 18 exons. Gene Ontology annotation, biological process: G protein-coupled receptor signaling pathway; cell surface receptor signaling pathway. The record is from RefSeq and is a predicted model, not a curated record. Bases 182 to 3232 code for a protein of 1016 amino acids. Lineage: Eukaryota; Metazoa; Chordata; Actinopteri; Cypriniformes; Catostomidae.